This is a messenger RNA of Sinocyclocheilus rhinocerous, 2719 nucleotides long. RefSeq lists its product as uncharacterized. Gene Ontology annotation, cellular component: membrane; voltage-gated potassium channel complex. Gene Ontology annotation, biological process: potassium ion transmembrane transport; protein homooligomerization; action potential. The transcript is spliced from 5 exons. The record is from RefSeq and is a predicted model, not a curated record. The coding region runs from base 131 to 2719 and encodes 862 amino acids. Gene Ontology annotation, molecular function: protein binding; delayed rectifier potassium channel activity. Lineage: Eukaryota; Metazoa; Chordata; Actinopteri; Cypriniformes; Cyprinidae.
AGAAACCUCCAUGAGGAAAAUGCGCGCGAAGUGACGCGACACGCGCCGCUCUACAAGUGCUCUGACUAUCUUCCACGAACAGCGCGAGAAGUGGGGCGCGAAACCGACUAGCCCGUUUGAGGGGACAAACAUGACUGUGGUGCCCGGGGAGAACCUCGACGAGACUGUGGCAUUGGCAGCCCUGUCCCAAGAUGUUUACGACCCUGAACGGGCAGACCAGGAGUGCUGCGAGCGGGUGGUUAUCAACAUCUCCGGCUUGCGCUUCGAAACCCAAUUAAAAACACUGGCUCAGUUCCCUGCCACCUUACUCGGUGACCCCAGGAAAAGAAUGCGCUUCUUCGACCCUCUGAGGAACGAGUACUUCUUUGACAGGAACCGACCGAGCUUUGAUGCCAUCCUCUACUACUAUCAGUCUGGAGGCAGGCUGAGGAGACCCGUCAAUGUUCCUGUGGACAUCUUUAUGGAGGAGAUUAAAUUCUACGAGUUAGGAGAAGAAGUUAUUGAGAAUUUUAAGGAGGACGAGGGUUUCAUCAAGGAGGAAGAGCGACCUUUGCCCGAAAACGAGUUUCAGAGACAGGUCUGGCUGCUGUUUGAGUACCCCGAGAGCUCUGGACCCGCGAGGGGCAUCGCAAUCGUCUCGGUGCUCGUCAUUUUGAUAUCAAUUGUCAUCUUUUGCUUGGAGACUUUACCAGAGUUUAGGGAGGACGGGAAAAUGUACGAGCACCUCGCAUUCAAUGGAACUGCUAACGUUAGUUCAAAGAAGCCCAAUCCAUUCACAGACCCCUUCUUUAUUGUGGAGACCCUUUGUAUAAUCUGGUUCUCCUUUGAAUUGCUCGUGAGGUUUCUCGCGUGCCCAAGCAAGCCCGCCUUCUUCAAGAAUAUCAUGAACACAAUUGACAUCGUGGCUAUUAUUCCCUACUUCAUCACCUUGGGUCUGGAGUUGGCCGAGCAUCAGGGCAACGGCCAGCAGGCGAUGUCUCUGGCCAUCCUGAGGGUCAUUCGCUUGGUGCGGGUGUUCCGCAUAUUCAAGCUUUCCAGACACUCGAAGGGGCUUCAGAUCUUGGGCAAGACCCUGCAAGCGAGCAUGCGAGAAUUGGGUCUCCUCAUAUUCUUCCUUUUCAUUGGAGUAGUACUGUUCUCCAGCGCCGUGUAUUUCGCCGAGACAGACGACCCUGACUCGGGGUUCAGCAGCAUCCCCGAAGCCUUCUGGUGGGCAGUGGUUUCCAUGACAACUGUGGGCUACGGGGACAUGUGCCCAGUCACCAUCGGUGGCAAAAUAGUGGGCUCUUUAUGUGCCAUCGCUGGUGUGCUCACCAUUGCGCUUCCAGUGCCCGUCAUCGUGUCCAAUUUCAAUUACUUCUAUCACAGGGAGACCGAGCACGAGGAGCAGAUGCAGUAUAUACUGACCAAACGAUAUUUUCUAUCCCCUAACCCAACCCCAAACAAACCUAACCCUAAACCUACCCCUUACAGAAAACCUGUCAGUGUGACUUUGUGGCUUGCUGCAGUUGUUGGUGCAGUGAAAAUGAAACAGCACGGCUUUAGCUCUGGCUUUCACAGGGAUGAUAUUUACAUGGUUGCACGGCAGCACGGUGUUGAUAUUCCUAAAACAGUCUAUGGUGGUACCAUUACAACUGGUGGUGUUACUUUCAGUGCUCUUACUGUCAGUAGUGUUACUGUUGCUAGUGUCACUGUCAGUGGAGUUUCUGUUGAUGGUGUUACUGGUGGUGCCAUUACUGCUGAUGGUAAUACUGUCAAUGAUGUUACUGCCAUUGCUGUUACUGUUGAUGGUGUCACUGUCGAUGGUGUUACUGCUGGUGGUGUCACUGUCAGUGGCGUUUCAGUUGAUGGUGUUACUUUCAGUGGUGGCAUUACUACCAAUGGUGGUUCUGUCGAUGGUGUUACUGGUGGUGCCGUUACUGCUGGUGGUGUUACUGUCAAUGACGUUACUGCCAGUGCUGUUACAGUCGAUGGUGUCACUGUCAGUGGUGUUACUGUUGAUGGUGUUACUGUCAGUGGUAUCAUUACUACCAAUGGUGGUUCUGUUUAUGCUGUUACUGUUGGUGGUGUCACUGUCAGUGGUUUUACUACCGGUGAUGGUGCUGUCUAUGGUAUUACUGGUGGUACCAUUACUGCGGAUGGUGAAACUGUCAAUGAUGUUACUAACAGUGCUGUUACUGUUGAUGGUGUUACUGCUGGUGGUGUCACUGUCAGUGGUGUUUCAGUUGAUGGUGUUACUGUUUCAAGUUUAUUUUUCUGUACUGUCAAUGAUGGCAUUACUACUGAUGGUGGUUCUGUUGAUGCUGUUACUGUUGGUGGUGUCACUGUUAGUGGCGUUACUGUCGAUGGUGGUUUUACUACCGGUAAUGGUGUUGUCUAUGGUAUUACUGGUGGUACCAUUACUGCGGAUGGUGAAACUGUCAAUGAUGUUACUAACAGUGCUGUUACUGUUGAUGGUAUUACUGCUGGCGGUGUCACAGUCAGUGGUGUUUCAGUUGAUGGUGUUACUGUCAAUGAUGGCAUUACUACUGAUGGUGGUUCUGUUUAUGCUGUUACUGCUGGUGGUGUUUCUGUUAAUGGUGUCACUGUCAGUGGUGUUACUGUUGAUGGUGGUUUUACUACCGUGGCUACUGUCGAUGGCAUCAAUGACAAUGACAUUACUGUUAGUGAUGGUGUUACUGUUGAUGGUGUUGCUGUUCAAUGGUGGUGUUACUGUUGA